Molecule: messenger RNA, 1029 nt
Organism: Fusarium tjaetaba
Lineage: Eukaryota; Fungi; Ascomycota; Sordariomycetes; Hypocreales; Nectriaceae
Exons: 1
Coding region: 1-1029 (342 amino acids)
Source: RefSeq, a predicted model, not a curated record
AUGCAAUUCAAUAAGAUAUGGCCACGCAUGACUCGAAGCAACUUUGAUACCUAUGUAGAUCUAUACGACAAAUACUUCUUAUUCUUGGAUGAGCAAAUGAGCUUGAUUGAACGGAAGUCGAUUCUUUAUUCCACGAAGUCUAUUAACGAACUCGCAUCUAUUAUCGAUCAAAUUCGACAGCAUGUCUACAAGAAAAAGUCCGAGUUAUUCACCAACUCGUCAGAUGAAACUAUGAGAUCAGCCGACAUGGCAAUAAGGAUUUGGCUAAUGGUCCAUAUCGAGCAUUCAACGUCUGGCUCAGCAAGUUCUUUUCAGUGGCCAAAGGCCAUGCCAUUAAGCCUAAUGAUACAAGACUGGUAUCCGCCAGGAAGAAAGACGGAUGUCGAGGCUCGACAGAUUUCUCAGAGCUUCUCGAUUGCGAACCUUACACGCUACUAUGGCUUCCAAGUGAAGUGGACAAGCGAUCUGACACAGCACCUCAGUAUAGACUGGGAAUACAAGCAAAUUACAAUCUUUGAGCACGCCAUUGCCUUGCGAAAUCACCUUAUUUACCCAGAUGACUGUCCACUUCCAAAGCAAUUUGUACAGGAAGCAGUUGACACAAUCAAAUUGCUCUUCCCGGAUGAUAAGGACACCAAGGCAUUCUUAUCCAGAGAAGGAAGAAAGUUCCUCAAGAUUCCUUUUGGCCGCGAGCGAUCAUUAUCGCUUGGAGACUUCUCACAUUGGGAUACGGAGUUCUCACACCUGUUGAAUGUAUGGGAACAAGGACCCAGCGGUUGGUCCCAGUUGCGCCUGAGACCUGACAGGAGUAAUUUUCUCGAGUACUCUACCUUCUGGGCUGCGUCAGUGGUCUUGUUACUCACUGUUAUCAGCAUCGUCUUUGGCGUUGCUGGCUUGGUACUCGCUAAGAAGGCGCUGGAUGUUAGUGUCAAGUCGCUUGAUGUAUCCAUCAAGUCAUAUGAGUUAUCUUUGGCAAUCGCAUGUGCUGAAGCCAACGCGACGGAGACCUUGCCAAACUUUUGCAAAUAG